Molecule: messenger RNA, 1918 nt
Organism: Metopolophium dirhodum (rose-grain aphid)
Lineage: Eukaryota; Metazoa; Arthropoda; Insecta; Hemiptera; Aphididae
Gene: Rab30
Product: ras-related protein Rab-30
Exons: 5
Coding region: 388-993 (201 amino acids)
Cellular component (GO): trans-Golgi network
Molecular function (GO): GTPase activity; GTP binding
Source: RefSeq, a predicted model, not a curated record
UUUACGUGAAUAUAAGCACACACACGCACGUACAUACGCCCGCACGUACAUCAUAAACACACACAUAAAUUAUACUUACAUGUAAUAAUAAAAAAAAAACCUUUUACCUACAAUUUCCAUUGUUUGAACCAUGUUUAUGGGUAAUUAAUGAUACCGACUACCGUUGUUCCUAUUUCCGUUUUACGUUACGUUAACGAGCACUCGAAUACUCGAUACGAUGAUCGAACAAAAUUAAUAAGCUGGUCGUUUCUCAGAAAUCGUUUAAUGUAAAUGUCAGAUGUUUGCUAUGUAACUGUAUAGAUCGAACGGAAUGUUUGGUGUCACCCGUUGAAGUUAAAGAUUAAUAUAUUUUUUUAAUAUUUUCUCGAUUCAUUAGUAUUUUGUGCAAUGGAAGACUAUAAAUUCUUAUUUAAAGUAGUACUGGUUGGUAAUGCUGGUGUCGGAAAAACUUGUUUGGUCCGUCGAUUUACACAGGGAAUGUUUCCUCCAGGUCAAGGUGCAACAAUUGGAGUGGAUUUUAUGAUAAAAACAAUUGAAAUAGACAAUGAAAAAGUCAAACUCCAAAUUUGGGACACUGCAGGACAAGAAAGAUUCCGUUCAAUUACUCAAAGUUAUUAUCGAUCUGCACAUGCUUUAAUAUUAAUUUAUGAUAUAACAUCCCAGCCAACAUUUGAUUGCCUUAAUGAUUGGCUUCGUGAAAUUGAUGAAUAUGCAAACAACAGAGUUCUAAGGGUUUUAGUUGGUAACAAAAUAGACAAAGAAGACCGUGAAAUUCCUUCUCAUGUAGGUCAAGAUUUUGCUCAAAGACAUGAUAUGCGCUAUUUAGAAACAUCGGCGAAACAAGCAGACAAUGUAGAAAAAUUAUUUGUUCAAAUUGCUUCAGAAUUGAUGGAGCAAGCUAAAUCCAAAGGAAUAUCUUCAGACAGUCCACAGUCUUUACCAUUCAACACUAGAACUUCUAAAUCCAUCAAUGAUUACUGUUGUAAUCGUUAAAAACUUAACUAUCAGUAUUAUUUUAUUAUUGUCAUUGAUAUUUAACUGAGCUUAUCACAGGGUAAAUUGUAAUCAAACUAAUAUUUUACCUUGAAUCAAUCCAAUAAUAAUGUUUUUUACAAAAAAAAGUUACCUGACAGUAACAUGAUGAGCAAAAAUAAUUAGUAUUAUAUAGUUUUAGUUUUAACAUCAAUUGAGUUAUUGUUUUCUUUGUUGAUAUUUUUAUGUUUAAAAGUUGUACGAACUACAAAGUGUUGGCAUACAAAUAAAAUGUGUUGUAUGUGCAUCCAAAAUAAAUGUGCUCAAAUAUAUGAUCAUCAAAUUUUAUUUAAUCUGACAACACUGUUAACCUGUAUUUUGAUCAAAAUUAAUUGUUUUUUGUUUACAACUAAGAAGUUUUAUUAAAAUUAACAACUUUCCAAGUAUUAAGUAUAAACCAUAUUUCAUAGUAUCAAUUUAGACAUUGUUUUUAAUUUUUAACACUUAGUUUAAAAUGUGUUUGAAGAAAGUGUUUACCUAUUAAUUGAAUAUAAAUGUUGUUAUUAAAUAAACAAAUGACCCUGUAUAAUGUACAAUUAAAGCAGAAUUAACAUUUUGUUUGACAUGAUUUAAAAAUUAAAACUAUUACUUUUUGUUUUGUUGUAUCGUAUUUUAGCUAUAAAGUGGUAACUUAACUUAUAAUUACUACCAGGAACAAAAUGUUGUGUUUAUUUUAUACUUAUUUAUUUAUAUAUGUACAUAUAUAUUUUUUUUUACAAAAUAUUUAGUGCAAUACUUUUGUUUUACUAUUAAGAAAUAAGAAUUGUAUGUAGAGGAAUACUAGGAUUUGUAGCAUAAAACAUUUCUUUUUAUAUUUGGUAUUGUUAAUUUGCUGUUACUAUUAUUUAAUGUUUUAUAUUAAUAAUAACUGGUUUUAAAAAUUACC